Molecule: messenger RNA, 1659 nt
Organism: Tyto alba (common barn owl)
Lineage: Eukaryota; Metazoa; Chordata; Aves; Strigiformes; Tytonidae
Gene: TPM2
Product: tropomyosin 2
Exons: 9
Coding region: 91-945 (284 amino acids)
Biological process (GO): muscle contraction; actin filament organization
Cellular component (GO): actin filament
Molecular function (GO): actin filament binding
Source: RefSeq, a predicted model, not a curated record
GGCGGGGGGCGCAGUGCCGGUGCUCCCGCCGCCCCCGGUGCUCCCGCCGCCCCCGGUGCUCCCGCUGCCCCGCGCCCCGCCACCGCCACCAUGGAGGCCAUCAAGAAGAAGAUGCAGAUGCUGAAACUGGACAAGGAGAACGCCAUCGACCGCGCCGAGCAGGCGGAGGCCGACAAGAAGCAGGCGGAGGACCGCUGCAAGCAGCUGGAGGAGGAACAGCAGGGCCUGCAGAAGAAGCUGAAGGGCACGGAGGAUGAGGUGGAGAAGUACUCUGAGAACGUGAAGGAGGCCCAGGAGAAGCUGGAGCAGGCUGAGAAGAAAGCUACAGACGCUGAGGCUGAAGUGGCUUCUCUGAACCGCCGUAUCCAGCUGGUGGAGGAGGAGCUGGACCGAGCCCAGGAGCGCCUGGCCACCGCCCUGCAGAAGCUGGAGGAGGCUGAGAAGGCGGCUGAUGAGAGCGAGAGAGGCAUGAAGGUCAUCGAAAACAGGGCCAUGAAAGAUGAGGAGAAGAUGGAGCUCCAGGAAAUGCAGCUGAAAGAGGCAAAGCACAUAGCAGAGGAGGCUGACCGCAAAUACGAGGAGGUCGCCCGCAAGCUGGUGGUCCUUGAGGGAGAGCUGGAGCGCUCGGAGGAGAGGGCAGAGGUGGCGGAGAGUAAAUGUGGUGACCUAGAGGAGGAGCUGAAAAUUGUCACCAACAACUUGAAGUCCCUGGAGGCCCAGGCUGACAAGUAUUCCACCAAGGAGGACAAAUAUGAGGAAGAAAUCAAGCUUCUAGGGGAAAAACUGAAGGAGGCUGAGACCCGGGCGGAGUUUGCAGAGAGGUCUGUGGCUAAGCUGGAGAAAACCAUCGAUGAUCUAGAAGACGAAGUGUAUGCGCAGAAGAUGAAGUACAAAGCCAUCAGCGAAGAGCUGGACAAUGCACUUAACGACAUCACCUCCCUCUGAGCCCCCCCGCCGGGCACCAGCACUGCACCCCUUACCGACCCCCCCCCCCACCCUCGCCUGCCUCUCCCUUCCCCAGCUCGCCCACUUGCCUGCCCGCCCGUCCCACCACUCUCCCUGCCCACUCUGUCCUCCUCUGUCCUUCCUAGCCCUUGCCUCUCCAUCGGCUCCUUUGGGACGGGAGCUGGCCCAGGGUGUUCCCAAAAUACCCCUCUUUGUGGGGUGACGAUGUGUAUAGCAGGGCAGGACAAACCCCCCCGUGCCGGGCCAACAGUGCCCGUGCGGUUGCAGGUCCGUGCCCCAGCACUGCCCAGUGGGGAACAGGGCUGUUCCCAGGAGCUCCCUCCUCAGCUCCCCAUCAGCAGAAGCACCGGGGAUCCUGCAGCUCCAGGUUUGGGGGCCUGCCUGCAUCCCCCUGGCAAAGCCCCCCCAGUGCUGCUUGUGGGGCCCAGGGUGGGGAGGACCCCCACAGAGGGGACGUGGCACCUCCACUGCCAAAGCUCAGGCUCCGGGGAUGGAGGGUUGUGUCUGGCUGUGCAGGCAGCCCUAUCCCAGGCAGGCAAGCAGGCAGCCCCGACACCCCCCCGCUCCUCCCUCGCCCCUGCCUCCUUUCUGUCCUCUGCACAUUGCUCUUCAGUUUGCAUUUCAUGACUUUUCUUUUAUGUCCUGUCCCUCUGGGUUACCGAGUUGGUCUCAAUAAAGCAUUUUCUUUCCUUG